CGGACGCGCUCGGCACCAGCGAAGAGUGGACUUUUAGCAGAGUUUUACCUUCUUUUUCGGCGAUCUUGGUGGAAGUUGGAGGAGAAAGAGGACGCGGGAGUGGCUUUGAUGGAAUGCGUCAGGCUCCACUGAAACCUCCGGGGCUCCGUGCCCCCUCUGCUGCCGCUCACAGUGCUCCGUCUCCGGCGUCGUUCUUAUGAGUGCAGCGUCCAGCCCGCCCUUCGUGGUGAUGCAGCGGCCACUCGGAAGCAGCACCGCCUUCAGCAUUGACUCUCUUAUCGGGGGGCCUCCGCAGCCCAGCCCAGGACACUUCGUUUACACCGGCUAUCCCAUGUUCAUGCCGUAUCGUUCGGUGGUGCUGCAGCCGCCGCCGCCGCCCCCUUCCUCCCUUCAGCCGGCUCUGGCCGCCGGACAUCCCUCACACCCGCACGCUCACAUCCCGGCGCUGCAGAGCGGAUUCUGCUCCAGCCUGGCGCUCACCUCCACGCUGAUGGCCUCGCUGCCUGGAGGCUUCUCGCCGGGCCAGCAACACCAAGACGCGGCCCGGAAGCACGCAGAGGACGGCAAGAGUUUUGUACAGGGGAAAGAGUGCACGCUGCAGGCGAUCCACGACGCCGACACAUCCGCGCAGACAGCUACAGCGCGGAGUCACAUCCAUCUGGACGAGUCCAAGGAGGACGAGUGCGCGCGGAGAGACGAGAGCUUCUCCAUGGACAGUGACCUGGACUACAGCUCGGACGACAACAUCGCCUCCGCCACCCACCGGGAGGACACGGACGGCGGCGGGACGGCGCUCGAGGACGGUCCGCACGGCCACGGCUCCGGCGGCGGAGCGUCCUGCCCCGCGGGCGGGGGCAAGAACCGGCGGCGGCGGACGGCGUUCACCAGCGAGCAGCUGCUGGAGCUGGAAAAGGAGUUCCACUGCAAGAAGUACCUGUCGCUCACCGAGCGCUCCCAGAUCGCGCAUGCGCUCAAGCUGAGCGAGGUGCAGGUCAAGAUCUGGUUUCAGAACAGACGCGCCAAGUGGAAACGGGUCAAAGCCGGCAACGUCAACAACAAGUCCGGGGAACCGUCGCGGAACCCUAAGAUAGUGGUCCCGAUCCCGGUGCAUGUAAGCCGCUUCGCAAUAAGGAGCCAGCACCAGCAGCUGGAGCAGAGCCGGCCUUAGAACCAGCACCAAGAAAAAACUCUUCAGUGCACUUCAGCCUGUCCUUUUAAUUCCUUAUUUGUCAGAAGUUCAACAAAAAAGCAGGCCAAAGUUUAAAAGUCAAGAAAUGUAAAUUUGAUUAAAUUCCCAUCAGUGACAAUUUCGUUUUUUUAUGAAGUGCAAUGAAAUGAAAUUAAACACGUCACUAAAUGUUUAAACCUAAAAUGACGACAUAACCUCAGAACGUCCAAACUCAACUUCCGGCCUCGGGGCUUGAGCUGUGAUGAUGAUGAAGAUGACGAUGAAGAAGAGACGAUUCCUAACGAGGGCGCCAGGAAAUAACUGAAGUUAUUUUUUUCUUCUCUUCGGAUGUCAAAUGUUUGCUUUUAUUUUCCCUUGUUCGAGUCACAAAGAUGCUGCUAGCUAAUUUAAUUCAAGUGUGCCAAGUGACUAAAAUAUCACAAAACAAGUGUCAAUUAAACGCUGAA
Messenger RNA from Dunckerocampus dactyliophorus (ringed pipefish), 1635 nucleotides. It is a transcript of the gene gbx2, whose product is annotated as gastrulation brain homeobox 2. Bases 197 to 1168 code for a protein of 323 amino acids. The transcript is spliced from 2 exons. Gene Ontology annotation, molecular function: RNA polymerase II transcription regulatory region sequence-specific DNA binding; DNA-binding transcription factor activity, RNA polymerase II-specific. Lineage: Eukaryota; Metazoa; Chordata; Actinopteri; Syngnathiformes; Syngnathidae. Gene Ontology annotation, biological process: regulation of transcription by RNA polymerase II; regulation of nervous system development. Gene Ontology annotation, cellular component: nucleus. The record is from RefSeq and is a predicted model, not a curated record.